GGAUAUGAGAACUGCCUCGACAAGACUGUUUAAACGUCGGGAACUGGUGACAUAUCGAAAUUUUUAUCUCAACACGGUAGCUAAAUAGAGGAACGGACUGCAGAACUGACUUCAUACAGAGGCCAAAAUACAUACGUUGAGUGAUCUAGGUUUCUCUGGUCCCACCCCAAUUCCAGUAAGCAGCCGUUCUCUGGUGCCCCCUGUCUGAAGCUCACACGGUGGCACCAUGAGGAGGACACAGCUGUGCUGGGCGGCGUUACUGCUGCUGCAGUUUGCUAAGACUCCCACAAGUGCAACAUUCCAGCCAGAGGUCCCUGUGGCCACUGCAGCCGUGUCAUAUGACCUGACCGUGGCUCGUCAGCAGAUUAUAGCAGCACAGUUUGAGUGCUACCUGAAAAUCAUCAAUGACCCCCCUAAUCUCAGUGAAGGUCCACUCUGUAACCGCACUUGGGACGGCUGGCUGUGCUGGGAGGACUCCUCUCCCGGGACGGUGGUGCAGCUCUGCCCGGAGUACUUCCGCGACUUUGACCCUUCUGAAAAGGUGACCAAAGUGUGUGGCAGGGAUGGGCAGUGGUUCCGCCACCCUGAGAGCAACCGCAUUUGGUCCAACUACACCCAGUGCUCCGGCCACAUCAAGGACAAGCUCCAGGCAGCAUACAACGUGUACUACCUGGCCAUUGUAGGCCAAGGCUUGUCUGUGGUCUCCUUGCUCAUCUCUCUCUGGAUCUUCUUCUACUUCAAGAGCCUCAGCUGCCAGAGAAUCUCUCUCCACAAGAACAUGUUCCUCUCCUUCAUCCUCAACUCCAUCUGCUCAGUCAUCACCCUCUCUGUAGUGACCAACAACCAGCCGCUGAUAGCCAGCAACCCGAUGAGCUGCAAAGUGCUCUCUUUCCUGAGCUCUUACGCAUUGGGCUCCAACUAUUUCUGGAUGCUGUGUGAGGGAAUCUACCUGCACACCCUCAUCAUCGUCGCCGUGUUUGCAGAAGAACAGCAGAUGCACUGGUACUUCAUUUUGGGAUGGGUCUUCCCGCUUGUCCCUGCCACAAUAUACACUAUGGCCCGCUGCUUCUUCUAUAAUGACAGUUGCUGGAUCAGCGCACAGACUCACCUGCUGUAUAUUGUCCAUGGCCCCAUCUACACCGCCCUGCUGAGAGGAGAGUUGAGGAAACAAAGCCAGAGCAGGAGCCAACUUCUCCCACUGCAGAGGAACCACUCAACAAGAGAAAGCGCGGUCAAGAUACUGUCCAGGCCUACGGAGACAAAACCCCCAGAUCUAAGAAGAGCCCACAGAAAGAAUCCGUCAACAGGGUCUAUUGUGGCACCCCUGCUCCUGAAUGUUGUGCCACGUGGGUGGAGAACCCUGGAGGGGCCCGGGCCGGUCAACCGCGCAGACGUCACGCAUUGGGAGAGGUGUGCGAAGGGGUAUAUCUGCCUAGAGAUGUGAUGGGGAGAUCAGCACCUUGGAGAGAGAUCCCUCUACCUGCGGUCCAGGACCCCGGCCAGCGCACGUGAGUUAGCAGAGUGGAAAAUCACUGACUCACCUGCAGCCUCUUUUCCUAAUAAGCAGGGAAUGGGAUUUAAGGCGCGGUCGAGGCUGCAGCCAGGCUCAGUUGGUGCCAUUCCUGAGCGUGUGAGA
Messenger RNA from Conger conger (European conger), 1636 nucleotides. RefSeq names its product calcitonin gene-related peptide type 1 receptor-like. Gene Ontology annotation, molecular function: calcitonin gene-related peptide receptor activity; adrenomedullin receptor activity; calcitonin receptor activity. NCBI's taxonomy places the organism in Eukaryota, Metazoa, Chordata, Actinopteri, Anguilliformes, Congridae. Gene Ontology annotation, biological process: adenylate cyclase-activating G protein-coupled receptor signaling pathway; angiogenesis; cell surface receptor signaling pathway. The record is from RefSeq and is a predicted model, not a curated record. The coding region runs from base 227 to 1444 and encodes 405 amino acids. The transcript has 12 exons. Gene Ontology annotation, cellular component: plasma membrane.